Talaromyces proteolyticus is the source of this 1695-nucleotide messenger RNA. Its product is annotated as FF domain protein. The transcript has 2 exons. Gene Ontology annotation, cellular component: nucleus. The record is from RefSeq and is a predicted model, not a curated record. Gene Ontology annotation, molecular function: RNA polymerase binding; transcription coregulator activity. Bases 1 to 1695 code for a protein of 564 amino acids. Lineage: Eukaryota; Fungi; Ascomycota; Eurotiomycetes; Eurotiales; Trichocomaceae.
AUGCUAAAGUCUACAUACGCUGCACCACCUCCAUUACCCCCAGGAUGGACGGAACAUCGAGCUCCAUCGGGUCAUUCGUAUUACUAUAACUCCGAAACCAAACAAUCCACCUACAAGCGUCCAAGCAUUGCUCCCACAUUAUCUCCAGCUCCAGCCGAAUCUCUUUAUAACCCCGAAACCCUUCCUCCAUUUUCUUCUACGCCAUAUGGCCCUACUAUUGGUGAUGCAGUAGAUAUAUCUGCCAGAGACAAUUCGAAACCGCAGUAUCGCGAGGGCUUCCGCAGUAGAGAUUACCACGAUCGACGGCAUCGCCAGCCAGAAGAUCGACCGAAACACAAACAUGGCAUUCCAGGCUGUAGUCCAUGGCUCCUAGUACAGACUAAGCUGGGUCGUCGUUUUGUGUAUAAUCCAGAAACGAACGAGAGUUAUUGGAAAUUCCCUGAAGAUGUCUUGAAGGGAGUAGUGGAGUUUGACCGUUCGCAAAGAGAGAAAAAGCAGAAAGGUGUUCGCGAAGAUCAGAACGUUCGACGGUCGGAACACGUUGCCGAACAUCAAAAACAAGAAUUGUCACAAUCUCAAGAGGUCCCUGUGGCUUUAGCCAAUGAGGAGGAGAGUGAUGAAUACGAAGAAGUGGAAGUGACUGAUAGUGAGGGGGACGAGGAACAAUCUAGCAAAAGGCUUCGAGUGGAUAGCGACAACCAAAGUGAAGAAAAGCACUUGGAAUUCGACGAGGAUGAUAUUGAAUAUCAACUUAGAGCAAUGGGUGAAGAGUAUGGGCUAGACCCCGGCGAAUAUGGGGAACCUGGUGAUGAAGGAUGGGAAGAGGGAGCAGAAGGUCUUUCAUUAACAGAUGAAGAAGCGACUGCUCUUUUCCGAGAUUUACUUGAUGAUCUUCGCAUCAACCCUUUCACUACGUGGGAAAAGGUUGUCGAAGAAGGUCGCAUAAUCGAAGAUACCAGAUACACCGCCUUGUCUACAAUGAAAUCCAGACGCGAGGUGUUCGCAGCAUGGAGUCGUGAUCGAAUCCAAGAGGUGAAAAUGCGCAAGGAGAAAGAAGAAACAAAAGACCCAAGGAUCAAAUAUCUCGCUUUUCUUCAUGAGCACGCAACGCCCAAGUUGUACUGGCCUGAAUUCAAGCGUAAAUAUCGAAAAGAAGAUGUCAUGAAAAACACACGGAUGGCUGAUAAAGAACGUGAAAAGUUUUAUCGUGAUCAUAUUGGGAGACUGAAGCUCAGCGAAAGUACCAGAAAGUCUGACUUAUCGACACUCCUUAAAUCGAUUCCGCUACACCUUUUAAAUAGCUCAUCAAGUAUCGAAGCUCUUCCCUCGGCUCUUUUGACAGAUUUGCGCUUCAUUUCCCUACCAACAAAAGUUCGUGAUCCACUAGUUGAAACGUACAUAUCAACUCUUUCUUCCGCUCCAGAUGAAGACAUGGCAGCUCUUUCUAUUGAGGAACAGCAAGAACAUGAACGAAAGAAGAUGGAACGGUUUCGACGAGAGAAGGCAUUCGCAGAUAGAGAACGGCAGGUUGACGAAGAAAAACGUCGUCGGAGGGGUGAUCUACUUCGAGGCAAAAAUAUGCUUAGGCAAGAAGAAGCGGAAAUCGAGGAAGCUCUCAACAAAAGGGGAAAAGAGGGCCUGAAGAAAUAUAUGGAUCAGGAUGCUCAUACACCAGAAAAUGAGUCAAAUAAUUAG